Molecule: messenger RNA, 4116 nt
Organism: Xenopus tropicalis (tropical clawed frog)
Lineage: Eukaryota; Metazoa; Chordata; Amphibia; Anura; Pipidae
Source: RefSeq, a predicted model, not a curated record
AACGACCCCACCCAGCCGUGCCCCGGAUGUGCGUACGCUUCUUCCCUGACCAACACGUACUCACUGCGCACAGCGUUUCCGGGGCAACCUUACCGCUUUCCGGCUUUGUGCAUCUAACCCGCUGCCCCAGUCAUUCUCUUCCUCUGCCACGCCAACAGCGGCUGCCUGUCAUCCUUACAUCCGGGACAUUGCCGCGGUGAGUGACAGCCGGGAGUCGGGGGUUUAGCGCGGUGACAGAGAUAUUCGGCCCGGGCUCCGUGCGCUGGUUCUUGAGGCUGUGGAAAGGGACACAAUGUGGAGGCUGCAAGGUCUAGUGAAGGAGUUCAGGUGGUGGUCCUUCCUUUCCUUCGUGUUGUUCAGUUUGGGAUGUGUCAGAGCCUCAGAACUCACUUUUGAGCUGCCUGAUAAUGCCAAACAGUGCUUUUAUGAGGACAUCACUCAAGGGACCAAGUGUACACUGGAAUUCCAGGUAAUCACUGGUGGGCAUUAUGAUGUAGACUGCAGACUAGAGGAUCCUGAUGGAAUUGUAUUGUACAAGGAGAUGAAGAAGCAGUAUGAUAGUUUUACCUUUACCGCAACCCGCAAUGGGACCUACAAGUUCUGCUUCAGUAAUGAAUUCUCCACAUUCACACACAAGACAGUCUACUUUGAUUUCCAGGUUGGAGAUGACCCACCCCUAUUUCCAAAUGAGAACCGUGCUACUGCUCUUACUCAGAUGGAAUCUUCCUGUGUUUCCAUCCAUGAGGCACUGAAGUCUGUAAUUGAUUACCAGACACAUUUUCGACUGAGGGAGGCACAGGGCCGCAGCAGAGCUGAAGAUCUGAAUAGCAGAGUAGCCUAUUGGUCUAUAGGAGAGGCUAUUAUCCUCCUUGUUGUAAGCAUUGGACAAGUAUUCUUGUUGAAAAGCUUCUUCUCAGAUAAAAGAACCACUACAACUCGCGUUGGAUCAUAACCAAUGUUUCUCAGGAUGCUCUGCUUACGAUACUAUUUGCACCCAACUGCAAAGGUUUUUUUCUUUGUUGUUUUUCCUGGUUACCUGUAAGUAAAGAACUGUAUAUAUUGGUAAAACUAUAUUUUACCUUUUAGACUCCACUGUAGCUGACCCUUUAAAAAAAAAAUGAAAAAAAAAAAAGACAAUAAAAUUUAAAAAAAAAAUUAGAUUUUUGGAGAGGGUGGUAACUUUUAUUUGAAAUGUUUUUGGGAUGUUUUUUUAUUUUUAAAUUUUGAUUUCCAUGUUAAACAUUGAACUCUAAGGUUAAUAUAUUGUCCAUUUCUCAAGAAUACUCAUGUCUGCUCUUUAUUUAUUAGUCCCACAUACUCAGAAAAUAGGGUUAUUCACAUCAUAGUAGCAGUUUUAAUGUAAACUUUUCUCAUUACAUUUCCCUAAAGCAUCCCAUUGUCCAUAGACGAGAGCUGUGCUGCAAUGAGGCUUCUGAUAGUGACUGCAUUGCAUGUUGCACUGAACAAAUGGAAACACGUAUGUUAUUCAUUCUGCUCUGCGAAAUAUAUGUCUCUUAACAAGAGGCUUGCUCAGGCCCCAAUAACAGUGCAUGUCUUCUUUUAGCAGUGACAUUUCCUUCUCCAGGAAAACAUUUUUCACAACUACUGUCAUGCGGAAACCAUUUACUAAAUAUCUGGGUUUAAGCAUUAAUAUGGGCAAGAGAGAGAGACAUGACUUGCACAGAUUAUUUUUUAAGGAAACUAGAAAGUAUUUUACCCAUUGUGAAAAAUAUAGCCUAGAGUUUGUCUUUUGAUAUGGGAAGAAAUAGCUUAUUUUUAUUGCAGUGCUUCAUGGGAAUGUUCUUUUUUGUGCUCUUUGGGGCUGUACAUUUAGGUUCUGUUCAGUCCCUGUACCCAGCGAGCAGAGCUGUAAAGGUCAGAGCCACUGAGAGAAUAUAAGGGAAAAGCAGUCAGUGGCAUUAUUAGAAAGGUUUCUUUUUGUGCUUGUUGAUAAGGGUUAAUAACACAUUUAAAAAAAAAGAAAAAAAAAAGCGAGUCUCUAUUGCCUUUCACUACAUAAGAAAAUAACUUUAAAGAGGGUUUUACAAUAUUAAAUAGAAAACAUUUUCUUUCAAGUUUGGUAUUUUGUUACCAUAAAUAGCUAUAAAUGAUGCACAAGAAUUGCCGCUAACCUGAAACACACACACUGGGGCUGAUUUAUGAACAUGAAUUGAACCAGUGCAAGCAACCAAUUGGAUCUUUGCUUUCAUUUUUGUACAUUGCAGCAGACUGUUCCAAGCAAGUUGCUAAUUGUUUGGUAUUGGUAAUUGCACUUUAGUGUCUCUGUGGAAAUGAGCCCUGCCCUCUUUGAUUUCAUGAUCCUGUACCCAUUGUCCAUGUUGGCAGUAUCAGUUCCCUUUGAGUUUCAGAUCUAUAUAAAGAUACCAGUUGCAGUUAGCUUAUUUAAUAAAUCAUCUUAACCUUAGAACCCAAGUUUUCAUUUCCAUUGCUGGACGAAACCACCUUGUUGCAUUCCCUUUAUCCAGUAUGAUUUGCAUAAGAGCUGAUACAUAAACUUCUGGCUGUUUCUUUGUUGGACCAAACCUAUUUCUCUGAAGAAAUGUUUUGUUUAAAACCACUUCCCACAUGUUGAAAUAAAUGUAAGCAACACAAUAAAGUUGCCCAAAAUUCUCUGCAGCGUCCCUUAGAAUCUUCCAUCAUUUAGCCAAUUAAGCAGAUGUUAGCUGAGACUCUACCUGGUGAGUGUAACAGAGUAUUUGCACAGGAAACCCAAGCUCAGGAUCUGCACAGUUGGCCUUAGCCGGUGCAGUACAUAGGGCUGGUGGCUGCACUGUAGUCUAUGGCUGUUAACCUUCAUGGAAUGUCAGCAGUGUGGAUACUGGCACACCUACUUCUUGCCCCUCCAUGAAUGCUGUGCCAACAUGUAGGUUUCCCUCCAGAGCAAGCUUAGCAACACUUCCAACCUGGCUUUAGGAAGGUAUUAGCAAUGAGCAAAUUAGUUUCUAUGAUAAUUAUUCCCUGACUAUUUUAUAAUCUUUAUCAAGAGAGAUUUUAGAGUAAGUGGAAAUUUAUUUGUGCUAAAACCCAACAGCUGUUAUGUACAUACUCAGUAUAACAUUCUAGGGACUUAUCAAUGUGGCAUUGUGUGCCAGUAGCCCAGCUGGUAUCACUCACCUCUUGCUCGUAUCUCAUUCUGUGUCGUGACAAAGAAGCAAACGUUUUUUUUAAACUGGGUUCAAACUACCAAGCCUGCCAGUAUCAUGUCUACAGUGCCAACCCCCCAUCUGUCAGGGUGCAUAGAAUGUUGCAGUAUUCAUCGCAAUCUUAUGUUCUUUCAGUCAUAUUAUAGAAACCUCACCCUUUCAUAGCAAUACACAUCCUAGUAAAGCUAUACAUGUUUGGACACAACAUCGUGAAUAUCUUCUCAAAUUGUAAAGGUAUAGGUAUGGGUAUGGGACCCAUUAUCGGGAAACGUGUUAUCCAGAAAGCUCCGAAUUACAGGAAGGCUAUCUCCUGUAGACUCCAGUUUAAUCAAAUUGUUUUUUCCUCUGUAAUAAUAAAACAGCUUGUACCCUGAUUAAGAUAUAAUUAAUCUUUAUUGGAGGCAAAACAACCCUAUCCUAUUGUUAAAUGAUUCUUUAGUAGAUUUAUGUAUGGAUAUCCAAAUAACAGAAAGAUCCCUUAUUUUGAAAACACCAGGUCCUGAGCAUUUUGGAUAACAUGUCCCAAAGCUAUAUAUACCAGCUGGUACCAAAGUGAAUUAAUGACAGCCAAACAUGCAUUAUGGGUAAUCAAUCUGAUAUGUAUGUCUGGGUGCACAUACAAGAAUUGUAUGCUUUUGGGUUUUUUUUUCCUCUUUUGUAGUAAGCUGUUCAGUGAUAUGGCCACACAAGAGGGCCAGAACUGGUUGUAAGUAGGGCAUUUAACAUGUCAUGUAUUUUCUUUAGUGUUUACAUCAAUACAUUAUCCUGCCUGGAAAUAAAGAUCUGGAAAUAAAGGCAAUGAUUGUGCAGAUUGGUGUAUGAGCUUUUUCAUAUUCAUCACUAAAGGUUUAUUUUGGACCUGUGUUUAAAAAAAAAAAAAAGUAUGGAGCUAGGGUUAUAAUAAACUGUUUCACAGUUAGUGAAGGCAAGGAAAUAAACACAUUUAAGAGAA